AUGGCGCGCAAGAAACAGAAGCAAAAGCAAUCUGCAUCUCACCUCUAUGCCUCCUCGGACUCGGCAACCAUCGUCCAGAUAACACCAUACCUGUACCUCGGGCCUCGCACGGCAACGGAGCCCCGCACGGCGCUCGCGGCGGGGAUCACGCACGUCGUGUCCCUGGGCUGCCAGCCCGUGUCGCCGCGGUCGCCGGCGCUGGCAUACCACCGCCUGGGCCUGCUGGACGUCCCGGGGGCGGACCUGGGGGCGCCGGCGGCGCUGGCGGGCGAGAUCAUCAAGAAGGCGCGGCGGGACCCGGACGCCCGCGUGCUCGUCCACUGCGUCGGCGGCGUCUCGCGCAGCCCCGCCGUGCUGGCCGCGUACCUGGUGCGCAAGGAGGGCCUGAGCCUGCGCGAGGCGCUGCGCCUGCUGGUGAGCCGCCGGCCCUGCGUCCGGCCCAACGACGGGUUCCUCAGGCAGCUCCGGGACAUGGAGGCCGGCGCGCGCGGGGACGAGAGCAUGGAGGGCGUCGAGACGCUGCCGCCCGGGGUCAAGGAGAAGAGGGCGCUCCUCGGGGUUGAGGUGUGA
Neoarthrinium moseri is the source of this 570-nucleotide messenger RNA. RefSeq lists its product as uncharacterized. Gene Ontology annotation, molecular function: protein tyrosine/serine/threonine phosphatase activity. Gene Ontology annotation, biological process: protein dephosphorylation. The coding region runs from base 1 to 570 and encodes 189 amino acids. The transcript has a single exon. The record is from RefSeq and is a predicted model, not a curated record. Gene Ontology annotation, cellular component: cytoplasm. Lineage: Eukaryota; Fungi; Ascomycota; Sordariomycetes; Amphisphaeriales; Apiosporaceae.